AUCCUGAUUAUGAUGCUGCUCGAGCUCGCUCGCUACGCUGCUCUACGCAGUAAAAAUCGAAGCACAUUCGGUCGAAUUACACGUACGACUCCUCGGACGGUUUUUUUGGCAACAGGGCAAACUUAACAACCUUCCUAUCGAUUCCUUGGAGAGUCAUUUAUUUGGUAAUGCGCUUUGAUAUUUGAACUCCGUAGUGAGGCCAAAUGGACUACCUGUCAUUACAAAGUGAUUUAGCCAAAAUGGGUGGUAAAACGGAGCGUCUCUUCGAUCGAUGCAGCGGAAUUGGGAAACUUUUGUCGCUCAAACGGGUAGCACCACGUGCACACGCCUCACAAAGAAAUGCAAGGGAGAAAGAGAGAAAGAUGCCACCAUCAUAUGGACUCUUCCUUCUCCACAACGUGGUCCACUUGCCAUUGGAGACACCUCAACUCGAACAACAGUCAAAGAAUUAGAUGUCAGAUCUCUAGAGUUGCGUUUGGAAUGGGACUUCACCUUAUCUGAUGAAUCACGUUCUCUUGUGUCUUGGAGAAUAGGAAAUACUAAUAUAGGGAACAAAUAUAAGUCUGAAGUUGUUACAAUAUUUCCUGCCUUUCAAGGACAAUUUGACAUCAGUGCCAGGGAUCCUGCCACCUUGAUAAUCUACAACAAAACAGAUGCUGAUGGAGCAAAAUUCACAUGCUCAGUGAUCACUAAUGUAAGGAUUUGGGAUGAUACAAUAAGUGUAGUCAUAUAUGUUUCACCACAGAUAACCUCAGCUAGUGACAGUGAGAAUGUAACUGAGGGUUCUGAACUGGUUUUGUUUUGCAAUGCAACUGGUAAACCAGUGCCAAACAUCACUUGGACCAGAGUGCUGGAGGAUGGUACUGACAGUCAAAAGCUGUUUGUUGGAAAUCCUUGGAUUAUUGUAAGCAUUAGCAGAACUGCUACUGGAACAUACAGCUGUACAGCCGACAAUGGCAUCAGAAGUCCAGUCAAUCAUACAAUCUCUGUCAAUGUACUUUUUGGGGUAAAAGAUGUCACUUUGGAAAGGAACACAACGGAGAACAGUGGCUGCAACGAUUUGUGGGUGAAUUUCACUUGCAACGCAUCCGUGGCCAAUCCACCAGUUCAUAACUAUCUGCUCCUAAAGAAUGAAACAAAGGUCAGUUUUAGCAAAAAAGGAACAUGGAUAGAGAAGAUCUCAAGAGGAGAGACAUUUGUCUACCAGUGUCAGGCGUAUCAGAAAAUUGACAAUGUCACAAGCUCCAAUAAUGUCACUGUGGCUGUGAAUGAGCCACCUGCAUUGGAACAGUUGCAGAAUGUAUCAGUUGAUGAAGGUGGAAAUUUGCUAGUGGAGUGUGAUGUGACUGCAGGGACUCCUUUCCCCACUGUAUUUUGGGAGAAUUUUAAAAGUGGUCAGGUCGUUAAAGGAAAGAUGUUGAACAUAACUAACAUCACAAGAAAUCAAACAGAAUACAGAUGCAUUGCAAACAACUCUUGUGGAGGCAAAUGGGCAACGAUGUUCAUUGAUGUACAGUAUAAACCAUCGGCCACGCUGUCAAGCCAUACCAUUAAAUUGGAGUUAGGAGAAGACAGAUCCAUUGGUUGCCCUGUGGAUAUUGGAAACCCCCCAGCUGUCAUCGCGUGGUACAAAGGAAAUGAUACCAGUGGCAGUAAAAUGACGAAAAGCUCAAUUGUGGAGGUUAAGAAUGCUUCUUUAUUGGACGAAGGAUGGUAUACCUGUUUUGCAAAAAAUGAACUGGGAAAUACAACUGUGAAUUUGUUGUUAGUGCUUGUUAAACCAGUAUCAUCUACAGUUGCUACUUCAUCCAAAACAAGUCCCGCAGGUAUCUUGGCUAGCUCCCAGCAAGACCGCCACAUCACCCGCGCCAAAAAGUCACUUCUCUACCACCAAAACACGCCAUGGAUAAAAAAGAACACCGAAACCAUGUUGGAUGUGACAAUGGGAUCGUACGAUGGUGCCGAAACUUGCGAGCUAAUAGGAUCCUACAUGGUAUCCUUAAUCACCGCCAGCUUCAAAGACCAAGUAGGGCUCUACCAUGACGAUGGUUUAGUAGUCUGUAAAGCCACACCAAGAGAAAUUGAAAAAAUCAAACAGCAAGUGACCAAUGUAUUGAAAUCGAAUGGCCUAAAAAUCACGAUCGAGGCGAACAAAAACACCAUUCACUUCCUAGACGUAACCUUUGACCUCAAGAACGGAACCUACAAACCAUUUCUGAAACCGAACAAUAAAGUACUUCCUAUUCAUCGACAGAGCAACCAACCCCCAACGCUACUUAAGAACAUCCCAGAAAACUUUAACAAAAGACUGGCGAGCAUCUCAUGUAACGAAAAAGUUUUCUAAAAAGCCAUUCCCCCGUACCAAAAGGCACUCGCUGAUAGUGGGUAUACACACAAAUUAUCAUACAACCCGCAAACUACCCAAACAUCAGCGAGAAACCACAGGAGAAAUCGCCAAAGAAACAUCACUUGGUACAGCCCCCCAUGGAACUCCAGCGUCAAAACAAACCUAGGAGCGAAGUUCCUCAACAUUGUUGUACAAUGUUUCCCGAAGGAGCACCCACUUUACAAGAUCUUCAAUAGACAUACGCUCAAACUCAGCUACUCUUGUAUGCCAAACAUGAAAUCCAUCAUCGCGUCGCAUAACAAAACACUUCUUUCAGCUCACACCCCGACCCCAACGCAACAACCCAGCAAGGAAUGUAAUUGCCGUACUAAAGAAGAAUGCCCCCUUGAAGGAAAAUGCCUUCAAACGAACGUUGUUUACCGAGCAAUCGUAACAACCGACACAACAACAGAAUUCUACGUCGGACUUGCAACAAACUUCAAAAAGCGUUACAGAAACCACAAAGCAUCCUUCCUUAACGCCAACAAAAGAAACGCCACUGAACUAUCAAAGCACGUAUGGAAAUUGAAAGAAACCAAGGUACCUUUCAGCACAAAGUGGAAAGUAAUCAGAAAAUGCAAAACUUACAACA
This is a messenger RNA of Stylophora pistillata, 2978 nucleotides long. Its product is annotated as hemicentin-1. The record is from RefSeq and is a predicted model, not a curated record. Lineage: Eukaryota; Metazoa; Cnidaria; Anthozoa; Scleractinia; Pocilloporidae.